This is a messenger RNA of Lactuca sativa (garden lettuce), 1638 nucleotides long. The record is from RefSeq and is a predicted model, not a curated record. NCBI's taxonomy places the organism in Eukaryota, Viridiplantae, Streptophyta, Magnoliopsida, Asterales, Asteraceae.
UCUUAAAUGUGUUCUUCAAUUUUGAGCUUCAACCACCAUAACCACACCCAAUCAGAAAACGAUGAUCCCUUUAAAGUUCUCUGGCCGACCUAAUAUGUUUCCUCAAUCAUCACCAUCUCACUCGCUAUAACUGUUGUUCUUAUAACCAACAACGAAGUAGCGUCAACUCCAUCUUCACCGCCGCCUUGAGCUGUGCCGACUCCGUCAUCUUCUUCUCGCAUGUGCCGACUCCGUCAUUACUGUCUCACCUUGCUUUCCUUUUAGAACACGCUCCACAAUUUCCCUCUUAACACCUCCAAGUUGUUUCCUUGUCAGAUCUAUGUACACUCAAUAAUAAUACCCAAGCUUCCCACGCCAAUAAUACUAGUACAUCUCUCCAAUCGAUCUGUUUACAUAAACUUAAAUUGGACUAUGUUUUUGUGCUUUCAUCUUCAUUGUUUAAUUUUAUGGCGUUUUCUUUUCUUGAGGGUUUGACAAGUCACAGUGACAUAGCAAAAUCAGGGGCGACUUCUGAUUUAGGAUCCGACUUCAUGGUUGGCGGUCGAUGAUAACUUCUAAGGUGCAAAUUGGCGAGGGGUUUUAGCGUUCAGAGCGGUGGUGUUUUCUGAAAUUCUACCACCGGUGAACUCAAACACCAUACCGUUACUAUAUGAGGCUUCUUUUGUGGUCAAAUCUUCGAAUUCAACAACAUCGGCCAAAUCGACCACAUUUGAAGCUCGUCGGAGGAAGAUGAUGUUGCCGGCAGAAGAUGACCUCACCGAUUAUUCUGCACAGACGAAAGAAGAAGAGAGAAAGAAGGAAAGGUUUUCACGGUGGUGGAAGUGGAAUUUCAAACGUCUUCAUGGUGGGGCUCCUCCGGUCGCUCCAAGUAACUUACGAGGGCUGUUCUCUGCUUUGGUGCUUCCUCAAUCAUCGUCUCUCAGUGAUUCUGAAUCUAUAACCCUCAAAAGUGAACUUCAGAAGCAACACCAGAAGACAAAAUUGAUCAAAAAAAACUCUUACGCAGAGAUAAACCAAAAUGAACCUUGAUCAACACAAGAUACAACAAUAAGUCCAACUAACCCAUUGAAGGAUACCGUUCUGAUGUGUCUUCUUCUAAAAUCACAAGGUGUGAACUGUUUGUCUUGGUAAUACUUCAACUUGUAGUGAAUUGUACUCUUUCAAAAAAAAAAAAAAAAAAAAAAAAAAAAAAAAAAAAAAAAAAAAAAAACUUGUAGUGAAUUGUAAGUAAACUUUAGAAUUAAUAUGUUGGUAAGAUAUAUCAUUUGUUUCAUAUAUGUAGGGGUUCUUUUUCAGCUCCUCGUUUGAUUAAACAUUCAAAUACAAAGUAGGGUCCCUCUAAGCAUGCAUUUUCAUACAACAUUCCUAGUGAUAAAACCAAAAAAUGUUGAAUGACAGUUGGCCAAAGUACCACUGUAGGCUGACUGACCAUUUGAUUACAAAUGGAAAAUAUAUAUGUUUACUAUUGAAUGGGGAAUGGCUCGUAAAACUUGCAAUCAGGUUGUGGUUAUGUUGAAGAAAUAUGGGUGAAGUUAAGUAAGCUAAAUAGAUAUUACAAACUUUUGUCUUACCUCAAGAACUUACAUUCUGACUCUAGAUACAAAUUGAAAAUUUAUGGAAAUGAAAAUAGAGUCCCUC